AUGACUAAAAUUUGGAAGAAGAUUCCGGCAACCCUUAAAAGUAUAGUAUUCCUGAUCGGUAAAUGGCGCUCCGAAUUUGGUGGUAAAGCAGUUUUUCCAACAAUUCCAAAAGCCACCUAUGGGGAAGAGGUCGAUUUUAAAUUAAUUACCAAAGGCGACCGCGUGCUCGAUGUUCUUAACUACUCAGCGAUAGCAUGGGAUAGCUGGGAUGGGAAGGAAAUACAUAGCGAAUACGGUUUCUUAUCAGUUGUCAAUAACAACGGUAGUGAUCUCGUUUCAUUAAACGCGGUUAUGAGCAACGGUUUUAUCACGAUUGAAGAAGGAGAAGAACGUGGACUUUCGAUUGAAUUGCGCAUGCAACGAAUUGGACGAAUUAGUUUCAGCCAUGAUCUUCCGGUCCUCAGGAUGUCGAGAAGCUGGACACUACUGGACACUACACAUUUAGAAGCUCGUCUGUCUAUUAGUACUAUAAUUCACCGUGAGAUGACAGAACAUACAAGUAUCAUCUAUGAUAGAAUAUAUCCUUGA
Loa loa (African eye worm) is the source of this 528-nucleotide messenger RNA. RefSeq lists its product as hypothetical. Bases 1 to 528 code for a protein of 175 amino acids. The record is from RefSeq and is a predicted model, not a curated record. NCBI's taxonomy places the organism in Eukaryota, Metazoa, Nematoda, Chromadorea, Rhabditida, Onchocercidae. The transcript is spliced from 5 exons.